AUGUCGACUCGUUCACGGCGGCAUCGUUCAUCGACCGUAGCAUCAUCUGCCCCCGAGAGUACGAAAGCUACUGUUGAGCUCCAGCUCCUAAUCGACAACCUCUCCAAUACAGUCUCUGCGCAUCGAGAUGCCUUCGCAGACGCGUAUCCGGAUAUUCCGGCCUUGAUCGAUCAGACACAGUCCUUGCGACAGUAUCUGAUAGCGUCAGCCGCGGGUUCCAAAGUCAAUGAUGAUUUCCGGCAUCUCUCUGGCUUCAACACCCUCCUCGAUACGCUUCGCGCAUUCUCAGGCUUCUACCAUCCUACAAAACGAGAUACAAAGACCAAAGGCCAGUUAUUUCAGCUUAUAGGGGUUAUACUGGGGGUUUUGGCACAAACGUUUCGGGAUCAUUAUGGAAAUAGAAGAUACUUUCAGCGCCGGGUAGAAGGAGGGGGGUGGUCUGCUCUGGAGCAGGCCAUUGCCAGUAUAGGGAUUGGGGGCAGUGAGUCCGACAUAUGGGGAGAAGGACAGCUAUUUGGGCGAUUACUGGCCUUUGCCCUUGACGACAAGAGAUUCGAGUUGUUAUGUCAAAAAGCGGCCGAGCUACAUCCAUCUAUUAAACCGGAGGACAAGACCGCAGGCGAGAAAGGCAAGCCCGAGUACUUCCCCCAGACGGAAAGCGACCUUACAGAGAGCUCCUCAGUCGAAAUUGUGGGAAAUGAUGACCAAGUCGUAAAAACGGUGGAAAACAAGCUGCAAUUGAUUAUAAGCGAAAGUGCUUUGCUUUACAAUGCAGACAUUGUACCAACCAUCAUCGACUUUUGGAAAACCAUACCCCGCGAACCAGGCACAUCUGUCAACCCAGCAGCUCUCGUUGUCAUUCUGACCUUGAUCAAGAUUGCAUCGGUAUCAAGCCACAAUCUGCUUGCUCUACAUGGUACUGGUAUUCUAUCAACACUUCUGCCCUUAGCCUUCGAUAAUGAUUCUCCUCUCGCUGUUUCAGAGAAGCGCUGUGUGGAACGUCUAUGCAGUUCUUUGAUAAAUCUCGGCGUCAGUACUCUUAGCGAUGCCCAAUAUCUAAUUUGUAGCAAAUCAUCCUCUGCGAAAGAUUUUCUUCUCAAAUCGCUCAAGGCCUCAGAUCGCCCUGCCUAUAUUCAAUUUGAUCUCUCCUUGAAUGGAUAUGCGUCUGUCGAACUACCCACACUGGGCAGGUCCUUCCCUCCUCCGUCUUCAGCAGCCGGGUAUACUUUCACAGCUUGGGUUUAUGUGGAUCAUUUUGAUCCGAAUGCCCAUACUACUAUAUUUGGCGCCUUUGAUUCAACCCAAACCUGUUUUGUGCUUGCGUAUCUUGAAAAAGAUACUCGGAACUUCAUUCUCCAAACUUCGGUGACCUCGUCUCGACCAAGUGUCCGAUUCAAAUCUACCGUGUUUGAAGACCGUCGUUGGUAUCAUCUUGCGCUUGUACAUCGAAGACCAAGGACUAUGUCAUCAAGUAAGGCCGCUUUGUAUGUGGAUGGAGAGUUUGUAGAACAAGUCAAGUGCCAAUACCCGACGCCACCUCCUCCAGCCCAUGCUGGUAAUGAGAGCUUCUCCGCUUUUACCUCAUCAAAUACCAAAACGAAUCCGGUGCAGGCUUUUAUUGGAACACCUCAAGACUUAUCAGCACGUCUGGGUCCCGGGGUGGUCUUUUCGCGUUGGUCUUUGGCAUCAGCUCAUCUGUUUGAAGAUGCCCUUAGUGACGAUCUCGUUGCUGUCUACUUCCGUCUUGGACCAAGAUACAACGGUAAUUUCCAGGACUGUCUAGGCUCUUUCCAGACAUACGAAGCUUCUGCUGCGCUGGGAAUGCGCAAUGAGCUCAUGCAUCCAGGAAAGGACGAGAGUUCAGACAUAAUAAGUGCGAUACGAGAAAAGGCAAGCAAUCUUGUUCCCGAAAGUCGAAUACUCCUCAGUAUUUUGCCGUCCGCGGUCAUAUCAGACGAUGACAGGCACAAGAUCCAUGAAAGUCAAUUACUUCGUGGUUUAAAUCGCAUGGCAUCAAACAAUCUGUUCCAGCUGACACACAAUAAUGGCACGCAUCUAGCGAUCAAUGCGGCUAUUCCAUCUAUCAACGAGGCCUUGUCUCGAUCUCAAGGCGUGGCUGUUUUGACAGGCGAUCCUGUUGUGAUUAUUCCACAAUCUUUAGACAGCACACUGUGGCAAUUGAGCGGUCUCGCUGGUAUCUCCUUGAAGCUGGUCGAGGAUGCUACAACAAGAGAUGAGAUCACCCGAGCUGUAGAAAUACUAUUCGAGACAAUCAAGGGCAGUUGGAGGAAUAGCGAGGCUAUGGAGCGAGAAAAUGGCUACGCCAUGCUUGGUGCCCUACUUCGUGGCAAAAUGGGUGCCGGUGUGGUUGUCUCGACUCGAGGAAACGAUAAUACAGCCUCUCAAUUAUCUAGCGAGGAGCGAGAUCAAUUGGGCUUUCAAUUGCUGAGUCUUGUUCUUGGCUUUGUUGGAUAUGACCAUGAGAGACCCGAAGAAUCGUUCAUCAUCAAUCCGUUAGCAUAUCGUAUUCUGCUCGUAGAUUUCGAUAUGUGGCGCAAGACCGCCCUGAUCACACAGAAACUCUAUUACAAACAAUUCAUUGUUUUUGGUGUUAAUAGCAAAUUCCACCAGUUCAACUCGAGAAGGCUAUUUAGAAUGCGGAUCGUCAAAAGAUUUCUCGAUGCCUUGAAAGCGGAGACUUUUCCUCGAGAAGUUUUUCCAUCUUUCGUUGAUGCGUUAACCAGUUUAGUAAAGAGCAACAUGACAUCUGAGGUCUUUCGAUCUCUUUCGUUAUUUAUAACAUAUGCAUACCACAAGGCCCCUACUUCUGCAACUCGAACCCCCAAAGGUAAAGGUGGUACUUUACCUGGUCGGAGUACAUCUAUCUCCAGUGGCCCACGACGGUCGACAGUCAACGUCUUGUUUGAUGGUAAAGACGUGAUAUCCACGUCCAUGACUAAAAGAGAGCUGGGCAACAAGAUUCUUGAGAUGUACGCUGAGCUUCUGUGCGAAAAGGGUAGCAAUGCCAACAUCAAGAAAUUUGCAAGGACGGUGACAAACAAGUGGUUACUACAUCUCUUGAACGAGGACGACCCGGAAGUGGUAGUAUUGGGAACGAAGAUAUUAUCGCGUUUGCUAGUCGUGCAUGGAUCAAGUUAUGUGAAUAAGUUUGCACAGAAAACUGGGGGCUACGCUAUACUUCGGCAUAGGCUCAAGAGAUGGUGGGAUAUCUCUACGUUAUGGCCAAUAUGUUUUAGCAUUCUCUUUGCGAAAGACGUUGCAGAUAUUGAUUUUGAGCGACCAUUUGAGCUAUUCAGCCUUUUAGAAACAUUUGGCAAUAGCAAGGUCGUUUACCCUGCUGUUUUCCCCGUCAUCGCGGCCAUGCUGCAAAAUGGACUGAAAGAUGUUCUCCGUCAUCAAGAUGACCCAGAUUCGCCCCUGACGGAGAGAAAUGGCAAAGAAAAUCACGAUUCAAGCUUGAGUGUUCCACCUGGUCAAUCUCGUCGCCGCUCAAUGUCCUUGACCAAAGAGCUAGAAUCCCGACAAACACAACAAACAAGAGAAGUGCGGGUCGGUGGACAAGCAAGUGUGCUGAACACGGUGAUUAGGUUCUUCGCCGACCUUCACUCAAAGUCUUCUGAAUUUAGAGAUUUUGCGGUCUCUUCCGACUACAUAAGGCUCUUGCUCACGGUCCUCUUCCCAGUCAUUGUGAGCUCUGAUGCUGUCAGCGCCGAAACAGAACUGAACUCACGAGACUCUGCUUUGACAUUUGAAGGAGAUGAUGUGAUAAUUCGGCCAAUGUCUCGAGCCACAACCACCCCUGCGCCGGUGGUGCGGACAUCAACAGUAGAAACAAUGCUUCCACCUAGCCCGACGACACCAAGAGCGAGACCCCUCCGGAGAGGAUCUUCUUUCAUCUUACUAACCGCAAGACCAUCGGAAUUCAGUCCAUCUGCUGCUAGACUUAGCCUAGUCAUGUCACCAAAGAAGAAAGUAGCAGCGCAAAAGGUCAGCAGUUCAGUUGUGGAAUCGCUCUUAGAAGUAGUGAUCAAUGUCUUUAUUGAUCAAGUCAUGACCCGAAAGGAUUUUUCGGGCUUUGGGCUGUUUCUCAAAACUCCGCCGGGGUUUCAAGAACACCAAGCAUAUUUCGAAUCUUACUUACUGCGAAAUACUAUCUCGCAGCUAUCAAAUACAAUCCAGCUGGACCAAAAGUCUCUAUGGGAGCCAAAGGUCCUACAAAAUCUGGCACGAUUUACGACACAUAUGGGCGAGGCAAUCUUUGAGGGUUGGUUUUUAAGUGGUGCAGAACCAUUGCUUGAUUUCACAGGUGCUGUACUAGAGUAUUUGCAGAGACCAGAGAUCUGGAAAAUCAAAAGCGUGAGGCUUUGCAGCCAGGCUAUUCUCACAAUGAAAAGUGUGUUUCUAAGGGUCGUUCUGCUGCAAUUAUCAGAUUUGGAUAACGAACAAGUCUCGGAAGAAGAGGCUGUAACCUUCAUGGAUAAGCUUCUAUAUUGGCAAACUGUCAUGCUUUCUUCCGAUGGUAGCGAAGAUGAGCACCUCAAACUCAUUUGUUAUCAACUCUACAUAAAGCUUGUGGACUCGCGACCUCGAGUGCGGCUAGUCGCUGCAGAUCUCUGGCGUAUUAUGUUGGUGCAAAAGCCAGAAGAGACGUCGAUGAUGUUUCAGCAAGCAAUGUCUUCAGAGCACAAAACACUAGCCACAGGCUUCAAGAAGCUGAUGGAACUGGACAACGAAACCUUUGUGGCUUGGGUCGAUGACCAACGCGCAGAACUUGAUGCUCUAUUCUUUGGUGCCAUGUCUAGAUCCUGGGAAGAUUUCGUGGAUGCAGAAAACAAGAAGACGGAAGAGACAGCUAAGAAUCGGGUUGCCAAACGUCGCGAUCGACUGCGUCACUGGCAUGAAGACGAUACCACUAAUGAGAGAUUCAUAUUCUCCCACGAUCUUGCAACUUCAUCAUGGAUGAAGAAUAUCUACGCCUCUGAACAUCUCAAGCACCAGAGAGCACAACAAGACCAGCAAGACAACUUUAGUUUCCUGGCCUCCGCUUACACAAAAAUGAACCGCGAACUUUCAAGACCUUGUGGCGUAUUUGACAGUGGAGCGACGACGAAGUGGAAGUUAGAUAGGACUGAAGGGCGAAAUCGUAUGCGUCUCCGACUGCUGCCAGAUCGAACUGGGCCAAUUUAUGACUAUCAACCUAAGAGACGAAUCACUGAUGCUAGUGCCAACGGGUCUAUCAGGAUCAAUACCAAACAGCCGUUACAGCAGUUGAAUGAUCUCGGAUCAACCCCUAUCUCAGCCCAUCCAGCUACCAAUUUUGAUGGAUCUCCUCAACCUGAGACUCUCUUCAGUCUUCAGAACGAAACAAAUGUCGAUAAUGAUGGGAAUGCUAUUCCCGAAGAAGAAUUCGAGCUUGUGGAAGGUCCCAACGAUCCAGGAGAUGGUGAGGACAUGUAUGAAGACAAAAAUCGAAAGGUCAUGCGCAGUCUCCAGAGGGGUGAUCAAGUUCAGCAGGUCUUCAAUAUCUCUAGAAUCAUAGGCCUAGAAGCUGGGGAAGGUCUUUUGAUCAUUGGUAAGGAUUCACUUUACCUUAUUGAUAAUGUCUUCCAGAGGUCUGAUGGAGAGAUUGUACAUGUUUCUCAAGCUCCACCAGAAGAAAGAGAUCCCUACUUACAAAUGAUCGCCGGUCCACCUCCACCAAAAGGAGAGCCUAAAAAUUCUACACAACCAAGUCGAGCCGACCAAGAGUCCAGAAGUUGGAAAUGGAACGAUGUUAUCAGCAUUUCUAAAAGACGCUUCCUCUUCCGCGACGUUGCAAUUGAAGUAUUUUUCACCGAUGGCCGGAGCUACCUACUCACUGCCAACCUCCCUCAAGUAAGAGAUGAUCUGUUUGCCAAGCUAUCUCACAAAGCACCACACACGAACGGGAGCUCGAAUCUCCCAAAUCCAGAAGAUGCUUGGCGGUUAGAGUCUCUGAGAGUCACCGAAGAGGCACCAGCAACAUUCGGUUCGAAGUUUGGUAGUAUCUUUAAUUCCUCUGCGUGGAAUCCCGCUAUGAGAAGAUGGGCGAGGGGAGAAAUUUCCAAUUUCCAUUACCUUAUGCUUGUCAAUACAAUGGCUGGCCGCACCUUCAACGAUCUGACUCAGUAUCCUGUAUUUCCAUGGAUCCUGGCCGAUUACACUAGCGAAGAACUCGAUCUAAACAACCCGGCUUCUUACAGAGACUUAUCUAAGCCCAUGGGAGCUCAGCAUAACUCCCGUGCGAACGAUUUUGUUGAGAGAUACAAGACGUUUGCAGAUAUGGGUGAUUCAAACCUCCCAGCUUUCCAUUAUGGUACUCAUUACUCGUCGGCUAUGAUCGUCACGUCUUACCUCAUUCGACUGCAACCAUUUGUGAAAUCUUUUCUCCUACUUCAAGGUGGAAACUUUGAUCAUGCAGAUCGGAUGUUCUACUCGAUUCAGAAAGCUUGGCAGUCAGCUUCGAAGGAUAAUAUGACGGAUGUCAGAGAACUCAUACCAGAGUUCUUUUACUUGCCAGAAUUCCUCAGCAAUCAUAAUGGAUUUAACUUUGGUACUCGGCAGAGUGAUGGUGGCUCCGUAGAUUCGGUAGCACUUCCUCCAUGGGCUAAAGGAGAUCCAAAGAUCUUCAUCGCCAAACACAGAGAAGCACUUGAGAGUCCUUAUGUUAGCAAACAUCUUCAUCAGUGGAUCGAUCUCAUUUUUGGAAGUAAGCAAAGAGGAGAGGCAGCCGUGGAAAGUGUGAAUGUCUUUCAUCAUCUUUCGUACCACGGCGCAACCAACCUUGAUGAUAUUCCGGAUGAAGAAGACCGAAAGAGGACAAUCAGUAUUAUCCAUAACUUUGGCCAAACACCAUACCAAGUCUUUUCCCGGCCACAUCAACCUCGUGAUGAACGAAACCGUCCGAGGAGGCUGGAUACAUCAGCCGAAGCUCUUACACGACUUCCUUUCCCUCUUUUCGAAAGUAACGAACGAGUCGUUUCCCUCGUCUAUUCUCCAAAACUAGACCGUCUUCUAUGCGCUACAGCAUUCGAACUAAAUCUCCCACCACAAUUUGACAAAGUCUUCAAAUGGGGUUUCGCAGACUGCAGUGUCCGUUUCUACUUCUCCGAAAGCAAAAAGCUGGCAGGCCUAUUCGAAAACCUUCACCAAGGACAAUUAUCAUGCGCCAUCUUCGCCUCCUCCCAAAUGCUCAUCACCGCCGGAGAAGACUGCGUCCUCUCCGCCCACACAAUUGUAACUUCGCAAUCCAAACCCGUCGAACUCCAACCCCGCGCCUCCCUCUUCGGCCACAAAACCCCGGUCACAACCCUCGCUGUCUCCAAAUCCUUUUCCACUCUCCUCUCCGCCUCCCUCGACGGCACCGUCAUCCUCUGGGACCUCAACCGUCUCGAAUUCGUCCGCAAACUCACCAGUGGUCGCCAGGUCGAAUGCGCAAAGAUAAACGAUGUCACGGGCGAUAUCCUCAUCUGUCGCGGUCAGAAAGUCUCCCUCUUUACCCUCAAUGGCGAGACGAUUCUAGAGCAGAACGUCUGUCCGGAACAUCAUGAUGAUUAUAUAUCCGCUUGUGCAUGGUAUGAGGGGACGGGGAACGAGUGGCUUGAGAAUACCCUUCUUUUCACUGGUCACCGUCGCGGGAUUGUGAAUGUGUGGCGUAAGGUCGUGGGUGUCAAGGGGUGGAAACUGGAAUUGGCUAAGAGACUCAAUCAUGGUGAUGGGGGUGGGAAUGAGGGGACUGCGCUCGGUGGUGGGAAGAGCGGCGCGGGGGAUGCGGCGAUUAGCUGUAUUACCCCUAUGCCGCAAAUGUUAUAUACCGGGGAUGAGGAUGGGAGAGUUUAUGAAUGGGAUUUAGUACAACGUGAAAGGUGA
Glarea lozoyensis ATCC 20868 is the source of this 7908-nucleotide messenger RNA. Its product is annotated as BEACH. The transcript has 5 exons. The record is from RefSeq and is a predicted model, not a curated record. The coding region runs from base 1 to 7908 and encodes 2635 amino acids. NCBI's taxonomy places the organism in Eukaryota, Fungi, Ascomycota, Leotiomycetes, Helotiales, Helotiaceae. Gene Ontology annotation, molecular function: protein binding.